Chinchilla lanigera (long-tailed chinchilla) is the source of this 672-nucleotide messenger RNA. RefSeq names its product paired-like homeobox 2a (gene Phox2a). The transcript is spliced from 4 exons. The record is from RefSeq and is a predicted model, not a curated record. Gene Ontology annotation, molecular function: DNA-binding transcription factor activity, RNA polymerase II-specific; RNA polymerase II transcription regulatory region sequence-specific DNA binding. Gene Ontology annotation, biological process: regulation of transcription by RNA polymerase II. Lineage: Eukaryota; Metazoa; Chordata; Mammalia; Rodentia; Chinchillidae. The coding region runs from base 1 to 672 and encodes 223 amino acids.
AUGGACUACUCCUACCUCAAUUCGUACGACUCGUGCGUGGCGGCCAUGGAGGCGUCCGCCUACGGCGACUUCGGCGCCUGCAGCCAGCCUGGCGGCUUCCAGUACAGCCCCUUGCGGCCUACCUUCCCCGCGGCCGGGCCGCCUUGCCCCGCGCUCGGCUCCUCCAACUGCGCGCUUGGCGCCCUGCGCGACCACCAGCCCGCGCCCUACUCGGCAGUGCCCUACAAGUUCUUCCCGGAGCCAUCGGGCCUACAUGAGAAGCGCAAGCAGCGGCGCAUCCGCACCACGUUCACGAGUGCACAGCUCAAGGAGCUGGAGCGCGUCUUCGCAGAGACCCACUACCCAGACAUUUACACGCGGGAGGAGCUGGCGCUCAAAAUCGACCUCACUGAGGCUCGCGUACAGGUCUGGUUCCAGAACCGCCGCGCCAAGUUCCGAAAACAAGAGCGGGCGGCCAGCGCCAAGGGCGCGGCGGGCGCGGCGGGCGCCAAAAAGGGCGAGGCGCGCUGCUCGUCUGAGGACGACGACUCCAAGGAGUCCACGUGCAGCCCCACGCCCGACAGCACCGCGUCGGCCUGGCAGCCGGCGGAGCCGGGGCCAGGGCCCUUCUCCGGAGUUCUGUCCUCCUUUCACCGGAAGCCUGGCCCUGCGCUGAAGACCAAUCUCUUCUAG